GUAAGGGUAGCGCAGCUUUCAGCUUUCAGUUCCUCUUGCAAUGGCUACCUUGAGGGUCGCCGCAGACGCGACGUCCGCCAACCUUUUCACUUUCAGUGCGGUAGCAAGCCUGACAACUUGUCUGUACUUGCACCGUUUCGAUGUACGGGGAGACGUCUUCCUGGCGUAUCUCUUGAUUGUGUUUGCGUCGACCGCAUCGCUGCUCUCCCAUGCGGGCUUGGGCACUUUUGAAACGUUGAUCCAAACGGCUCAGGCGAUGGGUCUGUACAUUGGAUGCAUGACCGCCAUCACAGUCUUGUAUCGCAUCUCGCCCUUCCACCCGCUCGCCGCCUUCCCUGGACCACUUAUCAACAAAGUGACGGCCCUCAAACUUGCCCACAUUGUCUGGUCCGGGAAACGAUACUUGAUCAUCAAGGACCUACAUGAGCGGUACGGCUCCUUCGUGCGCACAGGUCCCACUACGUUGUCGAUCAGCAGUCCCAACGCAAUUAUGCCGGUAUAUGCUUCGCCCCAUAGCAUGGACAAGAGCGAGGCAUACCGACCUGGAAGAUUUCACCCCGGAGGUCUCUUCUUCAUACGCGAGCGCGACGACCACAAUAAACGGCGCAGGAUCUGGGCUCCCGCAUUCUCCGCCCCCGCUGUGGAGCACAUGUUGAGCGUUGUAAACAAGCGGACGCUACAGAUGCUGCAGUGCAUAGAGCGACGGCGUACCAAGGAAGGUUUGCUCGAUAUGACAGAAGUCAUACGGCAUUGGGCCUAUGAUUUGAUGGCGGACAUUACAUUCGGCAAGGCAUCUAGGAUCGAACUCAUGGAAGAUGGGGAUCCGCAUGGUGUCGUAGCAAGCGUGCAGAACGCCACGGUCCUAUUCGAGACACUCGGAGAGAUACCACCCCUCUUCGACGUUAUGUGGUACCUGCCCGUCACGAAGGAUGUGCAUGUCCUUGACAGAAUCUCUAAGAAUAUCAUGGCUGAACGUAAGAAUGCGCCUGGGCAAGAAGAUAUCUCGGCUCACUUGCUCGGUGAACUCGGCGGCGAGCGUCUCAGUGACGAGGAACUUGACCUUGAUGCUACAUUCUCCAUCGUCGCCGGAUCGGACACCACUGCGGGUAGUCUCACCCUGCUGAUGUUUUAUUUGCUCAGAGACCAGGAGACAUAUGCCAGGUUGCGCGCGGAGCUCGACCAGCAUUUCUCUUCUCCCGAAGAAGCGAAUGACUGGAAGAAACUCGUAGAGCUUCCGUACCUGUUCGGCGUCGUGCACGAAGGGUUGCGUUUGGGAACGCCGUUCCCGGGCCUGCCGCGUGUAGUGGCCAAAGGCGGGGUGGUGAUCGACGGCAAAUACGUCCCCGAGAAAACGAUCGUUGGAGUACCGCCGUACGUUCAGCAAACUAGUCCCGAGAAUUUCUAUCCGAACCCUAUGGAGUUCCGCCCUGAGAGAUGGUCUCCAGAUGGUCUGGGGCCGUCGACAGUGACCAAGAAGAAUGCAAUCAUGUGCUUCUCGUCUGGCCCGUUCAGCUGCCUAGGCAAGACCUUCGCUAUUCGUGAGAUCCAUCUAGUCGUCGCGAAACUCGUACUUGCUUUCGACAUGCGUCUGGCACCCGGCUUCGACGAGCAAGCAUGGAUGGACGGAUGCCUCAAUAUGCGGACGACUCUGUUCAAGCAUCCGCUCAUGAUCACAGCGACUCCCAGGCACUAAUGGGAGCACACCUGUGAGGACUGAGAGUGGGCAGCUUGUAGAGGACCAGAUGUGUCAUAAAAGCGCUUGUCGUUCUUUUAUGGUCGGCAACGGAGACUACAAAUGUCACGUGGUGGAACUUGUAACUGCAUCUUGGUCGAGUAGCGGCGUUACAGUGAAUGCCUUUCGUGAAUGUAACAUCAGUACUGCAACUUCUCCGUCUACAUCGAAAAACGCUGGCUCACACUGACCCAUGAAUAUCAUUGUUAUCGACUGACUGUACGCCUAACGAGACGCUGCUAGUCCCAUCUUCGGUGGCGCCUCCGAACACCGUUUUGCGCUGUCAGCCUGAGCCGGCAUGACCGCGCGUAUGUAUGCCUCAGGAUCACCAGGGCGAAGUCUAGCUGUCUGCGGAGGAGACGAGUUUGAGAAAAAUGUGAACACAUUGUCGCAGUGGACAAUUCCAGAGGUCGCCCGUGUCGUCGAGCGGUCAGUAGCGACGGUUAGCGCCGAAGUUG
Fomitopsis serialis is the source of this 2190-nucleotide messenger RNA. RefSeq names its product cytochrome P450. Lineage: Eukaryota; Fungi; Basidiomycota; Agaricomycetes; Polyporales; Fomitopsidaceae. The record is from RefSeq and is a predicted model, not a curated record. Gene Ontology annotation, molecular function: heme binding; iron ion binding; oxidoreductase activity, acting on paired donors, with incorporation or reduction of molecular oxygen. The coding region runs from base 41 to 1693 and encodes 550 amino acids. The transcript is spliced from 11 exons.